UCGUGUGUUGUUUAUUUUCAAUAUUACGUCAGCGUGUUAAUGAAAACCAUCUUUAGGUUUGGAAUUUUAAGCACUGUACCGUUCUAAGUCGAUUUAUUAUCGUGUCUUGAAAUCAGUUAGGUUCGCAGUUUAGUGUUAACAAGUGUCUGAAGAUGUUGAAAGCAUGCUGGGAUUGUUGGACAGGAAGCGGCGUAGAGAAUGGGCGUGGUGAUGGCGUUUAUGGCACUCAGUUGAAUGGAGGCAGUGAGAGCGUUCCCCUGCGGCCGGUGCGAUCGACAGAAAGAAACAUGUUUGUGAUACCGCGGGCGCUGGGCAACGGAGAUUCCUUGGAGGUCUCUUGCACUAUCAAUGAUCCAAACAGAUUCACUGCCAAUUUAUUAACGGGAUCACCAAGGCCAGAUAAUAAUAAUAUUGCUUGUCAAAUAGACAGUGAUUUCCAGAGAAAUGAAAUAGCUGUGAGAGUCAUAGAAAAUGGUCAGCAAGCCAUACCAGAAUCUGACCAGAUCAAAGGCGAAGCCAAUGGUAUGAUGUCAGGUUCCUCAGAUGUCUUAUUAGAAUUCAAAUUUGAAGGAGGCUACGGAAGAACUACUUUGGAAAUGUGUAUAAAUAGAUCAUUUUUAGAUAUCCUGGAAUUGAAACAUGAUGUGGAAAAAAUAACAUUUUUGGAAAUGUUAGGAGAUGUGAAGGUUACUGGGCUAAAUUUUAAAUUUGCUUAAUAAUCUUGUACCAUUUGUACAUAAUUAUUAUUAUUACGAACCUUUUGUGUCCCACUGCUGUACAUAAUAUUUGUUUUUAUUUUAUUUUAUUUCAUUAGGGUUAGGGUUCCGUACCAAAAAGGUACAAAAGGAACCCUUAUGCUGCGACUCUGUCCAUCCCUCCGUCUGUUACAACGCUAAAUAUCUCGAGAACCACUUAUUUUCCUGUGUUAAAGACUUGCAAUAGUCGCAUUUUAAAUACUUUUACAUAUUUGUUUAAGCACUGCAGAAUAGUUAGAUUAUAAUAAAAUUAUAAUGCUUAAAAGGUUGUGUCAAAAUUGAUCAUUGAUUGAUUAGCACAAUCUGAGAUAUUUGUUAUAAUAUUGAUCCCAUGGAUGCUUGUUGUAAUUAGUAUAGUGAUGAUGCAUUUGGUAUUAAUUUAUGUGAAAUUAUUUAUUUAUAUUCAAAUACGAGCUACGAUACUUGAAUAGUUAUAAUCACGACUGUAUUAAUUAUGAUGAUUAUUUAUUAAUGUCUUUAUUUGAUUUUGCUUUGUUUCGUAAGAAUUAGUAAUCAAGUUUGAUAACAUAAAUAAUAAAUGGUCAUAAAAGAAAUGAACUACUUAUACCUCAUUCGGCUAUUUUUAUCCUGCUGAAUAUUUACGUUACGAUCUUGACGUCACAGAAAUACGACAGCGAUUGUUAAUAAUUUUAGUUAUGACAUAUUUAGAAUAUAAAAUAAUUAGAGCUGGUCGGUAUUGGUUAGUCGGUGGUCGUAAGGAGCAGAGUCAAUCAGAAUAUGUAGGGUCUGGGGCACGACAUUCGGUCGACGUAAUUUAGUCUUCGGCGCUUAUAAGGUCAAUUACUUUGGCCCACUGUUCACAUGUACUAAUAGCACUCAACUGCCCAUGUGUACGAGUACCUUAAUCGUGAUCCCACACUAGCUGCUAUAUAACGUACAGUCAGUGUAGUACCCCCAUAAGUCUUCAAAUCUCGUCUAGUAUCCACACUUACACAAUUUCAAUACAGCCUGAUUAAAUUGACAAUUUUAUCAGAUUGGACGAAAAAUUGUCCCGUCUGGACUGGCCUUAAUGGUGUAGAGUGUAGAUGAUGGUAUUACCGUACGUGCCGUCUUGCCCCUUGACCCUUAAGCAGCAGACGACCUUCACACGCACAUAUACAUGGCCAGUUCUGGACGGAACUUCGUGUUUCUGAUACGAUCGGUUGCUGCCAGCUGCCUUCUACCUAUUUUUAACACAACCGCAAAUUGAAUCGAGACGUAAGAUUAAAUAAAUGUUUAAUUUAGCCUUGACAAACAGAAUGCAAUUUUUUUUUCGAGCGGUAUUCUAUUGUGUACUUAGUCAUCACUUGUGACAGUUGUGAUGUACUCCUAACAUCGCUUCAGUUUACGAUGUUUUAAAUAAAAACAAAGUACCUACUACUACGCGUGCUGAAUUAAUUUAUAAGAAAAAAUUAAAUUGGUAAAUUUUUAGUAAAAUAUUAAUACUAAAUACUUUUAGAAUAUUUGGUCGUAUCAAAAAUACACGCUGUAUUUUAACAGCCAGGAUAUUUAAUUCAAUAUAAUAUGCAUAUUUAUGUGUGUGUACUUGUUUGUAUAGGUCGUGUAUCUGAUGUAUUUUUAAAAGCAUAUUUUUAUUUUAUGGAGUCGUUGAUUUAUUUUAAUUUUUGUAUAGUCUAAAUGUAUUUCUGUAUAUUCUAUACUUAACAAACUGACAGUGGGCCAUCAAGUGUUAGUGUGUUAAUAAACCUGGCGUAGAGGCAGAAUAUUUCUCCUUGUGGGUAGGAACUGUCUUACCAUACCUAUAAUAAUUGUGGCUUGUGACAUUUAAAAUCUCAUUCAAUUACUUAGAGUCAGAACAUGCUAAGUUGGCAGCGAUUUUGAUAGCCCAGCCCGUGCAAGUGUUAAGUAAACGUCAUAAUUUAAUAGAAUUAUGACGUUUAAAAUAACACUUCGGGUCUGUGUGUUUAUUAUUUUAUUUCUUUUAUUGUUUUUUUCUUGUUUAUAAUUUAAAAAGUUGAAUUUCAAUGAUUUAACAUCUGAUUAAAUAUUUUUUACACAAUUUUAAAUCUUGGCUGUAUGCGGAAUGAGACUGCAUUUGAUGUCUCUACGUCAAGCAAUUAACAAUAUGGCUGUCGAUAUCGGUAAUUUUACCAUCGUGUUAACUUUUUUUUUCGCUAAUUUGAUGAAAAACAUUGUGUGUAUCACGGGCAGUAAGGGGUUUGAUUAUAAAUUCGAGUCAUUAAAACCCAUCCGCCUUCGGCGUCGAACUCCUAAUGCUCUCGUCAGUAAUCCCCUUCUUAACGCCCUUAGGUAAUGCACAAUGUACUGUAUUAUGCUUGCUAGGUAGUACCUUCCUAAGGUUUUGCAUCAUGUAAACUAGUUAUUUUGUUAUUAAUAUGAUCCCACCUUGUGAACGCUACGAAGAAAUAACUUAUACAAUGUUUUUUUUUUAAUCAAACAAUACACCAUGCUGUAUGUAAAGAAACCUACAUAUCGUCAGGCAUUUGUCUGACCGGUGUCGAAAAGUUAUUUAAGUACACAAAUAUUCCGUGUGAACAAAAUAAGUAUUACAAUAUUUCAUUCACUUAAACUUAACUGCAUUAUCCAUGAAAUAAGAGAAACAGAAUGUUUGGAAUUGUAGAAAAGGUUUAGCAUGUAUAAUGUUUAAGUUUUAUGUAUUUCCUGUAUUAGAAGCAUUUAGUCCCGCAUUGCCACUAAUUUAUGUAUGCAUUAUACUGUGCCUUAUACACUGUUAGUAAUGUUAGUAUUAUGUAAAGAUUAAGCUGUAACUGUAGUUGUUUGUACUAGUAGUAAAUACUAAAGUGUUUAAAGCAGUUUACACUUCAAGCCUUUGGUAAACAUAGAUAAAAUAUGUUACAUUUGGAGUGCGUUUCUCAUAUCAUAACGCCCAUGUUUGCAAAUUCAAAUACAGGAUGUUUAAAAUAGAUUGUAAGUUCUAAUAGUUCCACCCUCAACUUUUUAAUGUUUACGCGUGACACAUUACAUGAGAUAUUAGUAGGAGUAUUAUUAUAACGAGUAACUUUAACUGAAGCUUUCGUGUAUUGUAUUAAAUUAAUAUUGUGAUACCAACGCAUUUAGGUUUUCAAGUAUUAAUAUCAAAUAGUCGAAAUAACACUUGAAAAGCGGUAACCAGUAUUAUUUGCUGUUUGGUUUAGGAAGCUUCAACGCGUAUUCUGUUUCAGCACUUUAUGUAUGUAAUCUUUUUGUAGUUAUGUCCCCAAUAACCAAAGUACCAUCAGCAUCACAACGAUAUUAGUAAAUAAAUAUUUAUAAUAUAUAUAUACAAA
This is a messenger RNA of Cydia pomonella (codling moth), 4024 nucleotides long. RefSeq lists its product as uncharacterized. NCBI's taxonomy places the organism in Eukaryota, Metazoa, Arthropoda, Insecta, Lepidoptera, Tortricidae. The record is from RefSeq and is a predicted model, not a curated record. The transcript is spliced from 4 exons. Gene Ontology annotation, molecular function: carbohydrate binding. Bases 153 to 716 code for a protein of 187 amino acids.